UUGGAAUAUUUUUGAGAAAAAAAAGGUGAAGGCCUUCAGAUCCUCCCUCUGCUCGUCUCCCAAAACCCACUGAUGAUAGAGAGCUUCCAUCUCUCGUUUUGAUCCGAAUAAUGCAUUCGGUGACGAUUCCUUCUCAUCCUCCUACUAUAAGCAGCCUUGGAUUGCAUUCCCUCGAAUUCUCAAAAUCAAGAAGAAUCGCCAUGAAUGGAGGAGCUUUGUGUGCGAAGUCUUGCUUGAGUGUGGGGAAUGAAGGUCCCCAAACAAAGCGGGAUGCUGUGAUAAUCGUGGACCAUGGAUCCCGCCGCCAAGAAUCUAAUCUCAUGCUAAAUGAGUUUGUUUCGAUGUUCAAAGCAAGAACCAGUUAUGAGAUCGUUGAGCCAGCUCAUAUGGAAUUGGCUGAACCAUCAAUUAGAGAUGCAUUUAAGUUAUGUGUUCAACAAGGAGCAAAGCGGAUUAUCAUUAGUCCUUUUUUUCUCUUCCCUGGCCGGCAUUGGAACCAGGAUAUCCCUGCUCUAGCUGCUGAAGCAGCGGAGGAUCACUCAGGCAUCUCCUAUAUUGUCACAGCACCACUUGGUCUACACGAAAGUUUGGUGUUAUCUAUAUUCACCUCUCUCAUUUCCUAUGCACUCAGCUAUCUAGUUUUGAAAGGAUGUGGUGAAUGAUCGAAUAAAUUAUUGCCUAAAGCAUGUGGAUGGUGAUGCUACCGAGUGUUCUGUAUGCGCUGGAACAGGCAAGUGCCGUCUAUACCAAUGAGAGAGUCUCAUUCUCAGGCAAGAUAUUGUAAAAUUGCAAAGCACAUGGAGAGACCAUGAAGUUAGCACAGGAUUACUGGAGGACAUAUAUAUGAAAUCUACAUUUGAAGUGCUGUAAAUGUUCCCUGUUGUUCUUAAUGAAGGCAAAGUUGAAAUCGUUAUUGAUGUUGAAAUCA
Dioscorea cayenensis subsp. rotundata (Guinea yam) is the source of this 928-nucleotide messenger RNA. Its product is annotated as sirohydrochlorin ferrochelatase, chloroplastic. The coding region runs from base 111 to 662 and encodes 183 amino acids. The transcript is spliced from 7 exons. The record is from RefSeq and is a predicted model, not a curated record. NCBI's taxonomy places the organism in Eukaryota, Viridiplantae, Streptophyta, Magnoliopsida, Dioscoreales, Dioscoreaceae. Gene Ontology annotation, molecular function: lyase activity.